AUGCCGCCGCCGGGGCCGCUGCUGCUGCCGCUGCUCGCCGUCCUGGCCGCCGCCCGGCCCGGGUGCGAGCCCGCGCGGGACCCCGCCGGUGGAUGUCGCAGGCCCCGAGCUGCGGACAGCGCCAAGUGCGUGGCCCUGCAGCUCAGCACCUGCAGCGACGCCUCCUACAACCACACCGUCUUCCCCACCCCGCUGGAUCUCCGCUCCCGAGAGGCGGUGGAGUCCAGCUCCGAGUACAUCCUGCUGGGCAUCCUGCACCAGCUCCUGCAGGGCCAAUGCAGCCCCGACCUGCGGCUGCUGGGCUGUGCCGUGCUGGCCCCCCGCUGCGAGGGUGGCCGGGUGCUCCGGCCCUGCCAGCACAUCUGCCAGGGGCUGCGGGAGGCCUGCUGGCCCGCCUUCGACGCCAUCGACAUGGCCUGGCCCUACUUCCUCGACUGCAGGCGCUAUUUUGCGAAUAAGGAGGAAGGCUGCUACAACCCCCUGGAGAAGCUGCAUGGAGACCGGGAGGCGGAGGACGCUGUGCCCUCGGGGCUGCCGCCGACCUUCAUCCGCUUUGCCCACCACUCCCACGCCCGGAUGCUGCGCCUGCUCAGGAGGACGGCCGCCCGCUGCGCCCACAUCGCCAAGACGUACAGCAUCGGGCGCAGCUUCAACGGCAAGGAGCUGCUGGUCAUCGAGUUCUCCAGCCGCCCCGGCCAGCACGAGCUGAUGGAGCCCGAGGUGAAGCUCAUCGGCAACAUGCAUGGCAACGAGGUGGUGGGCCGGGAGCUGCUCAUCUACCUGGCGCAGUACCUGUGUUCCGAGUACCUGCUGGGCAACCCCCGCGUCCAGCGCCUGCUCAACACCACCCGCGUGCACCUGCUGCCCUCCAUGAACCCUGACGGCUACGAGGUGGCAUCCAUGGAGGGUGCCAACCUCAACGGGUGGAUGAGCGGGCGGGCAAACGCACAGAACCUGGACCUCAACCGCAACUUCCCCGACCUGACGUCGGAGUAUUACCGGCUGGCCGCGGUCCGGGGCGCGCGCACGGAUCAUCUGGCCAUCCCCCAGCACUACUGGUCGGGCAAGGUGGCCCCCGAGACGAAGGCGAUUAUGAAGUGGAUGCGAGCCAUCCCCUUCGUGCUCUCCGCCAGCCUCCACGGGGGCGACCUGGUCGUGUCCUACCCCUUCGACUUCUCCAAGCACCCACAGGAGGAGAAGAUGUUUUCUCCCACGCCCGACGAGAAGAUGUUCCAGCUGUUGGCCAGAGCCUACGCAGAUGUGCACCCCAUGAUGAUGGACAGGUCGGAGGAUAGGUGUGGGGGCAACUUCCUGAAGAGUGGGGGCAUCAUCAACGGGGCUGACUGGUACAGCUUCACUGGAGGCAUGUCUGAUUUCAACUACCUGCACAGCAACUGCUUUGAGAUCACGGUGGAGCUGGGCUGCAUGAAGUUCCCCCCCGAGGAAGCCCUCUACACGCUCUGGCAGCACAACAAGGCGUCACUGCUGAAUUUCUUGGAGACGGUGCACCGAGGAAUCAAGGGCGUGGUGAUGGACAAAUUCGGCAAGCCGGUCAAAGAUGCCCGCAUCAUAGUCAAGGGCAUCCGCCAUGACAUCACCACAGCCCCAGAUGGCGACUACUGGCGACUGCUGCCCCCAGGCUCCCAUGUCGUCAUUGCCCAGGCCCCCGGCUACAGCAGGCUCAUCAAGAAGGUCACCAUCCCUGCUCGGCUGAGGCGGGCGGGCCGGGUGGACUUCAUUCUGCAGCCGCUGAGCGCAGGUCCCAGGAAGUCCCUCCACAGGCACCGGCCUGAGCCCCGCGACCCCCUGGAAGACGGCACCCUGCUCGGGGAGGCGGGGGGGGCGGGCCGCGAGCCCCCCGGGGCCCGGAGCUCGUCCUCUGCCGGCGGUGGCAAGCCGUGGUGGUGGCACUACUUCUCGGUGCUGGGCCCACACAAGCCGCGCUGGCUGCUCAAGUACUAGGUGCCCGGCCGCCGCCGCUCCCGGGGCUCGGGCUCUGGAUUUGGUCUUGCACAGAGAUUCCACAGAGCCGUUUCCAUUUUAUUAAAAGUGUCUUUACCACCCUC
This is a messenger RNA of Choloepus didactylus (southern two-toed sloth), 2066 nucleotides long. RefSeq names its product carboxypeptidase Z (gene CPZ). The record is from RefSeq and is a predicted model, not a curated record. NCBI's taxonomy places the organism in Eukaryota, Metazoa, Chordata, Mammalia, Pilosa, Megalonychidae. Gene Ontology annotation, biological process: proteolysis. Gene Ontology annotation, molecular function: protein binding; zinc ion binding; metallocarboxypeptidase activity. The coding region runs from base 1 to 1962 and encodes 653 amino acids. The transcript is spliced from 11 exons.